Messenger RNA from Pisolithus orientalis, 1363 nucleotides. RefSeq lists its product as uncharacterized. Bases 224 to 1237 code for a protein of 337 amino acids. Lineage: Eukaryota; Fungi; Basidiomycota; Agaricomycetes; Boletales; Pisolithaceae. The record is from RefSeq and is a predicted model, not a curated record. The transcript has 4 exons.
GGAAGUGCUCUUCAGCUAUUAGAAAAGGAGAUCAGUAACAUGUAAUCCUGUGGUUUCAAGUACUGAUAUUACUCCGCUGCCGUACUGAUCUUCCCAGAGAUUCACACUAGUCUCAUCGAAGGAAGGAGUCCAUGGGUUGCGCAAACCUGAUAAUAUUCAAUUAACCCGGUAGAGUAUAUUAGUGGUGCAUACAUACAUCCAGAUUUUCACCCCAUCUCACAAAAUGGCCUCAGUGGCAGAUCCAGAAGUUAUCAUCAAUGAGUUCGCCGACUCCAUACGUCCAGCUCUCUCCCUUAUCAUCGCAAAUACUGCUUUCUCUGCCUCUCUGCUUACCCUCUUUGUAGUCCUUCUUGCACUCUCCACAAAGGAAUCUCGACGCCGUAUGAUAUUCCGACUGAAUGUGUUUGCUAUCUGUGUCGCCCUAACUAUGGGUAUAUUGGUUGGCUUCUGUAAUGGGAAGAUCGUUGUCGACCAGCUCGAUCAAGUGUCGACAAGUCUCGCUAUUGCUACAAUGGUCUUCACUUUCUUCCCACCGUUACUGUGGGACUCGAUAUUGUUAACUCGCCUUUUUGCACUCUAUCCCAUCUCCAGCACACCUCCAGCCACUCUAUUGAAGAUACUUGCAUUCCCUCUCUCUGUCAAAUGUGGUCGAGUGGUAGUUCUCACUAUUGUCAUCACCAAAUAUGUUAGGUCUGUGACAACAGAAGGCCCCAUCCUGGCUGAGUCCACUGACUGGACCCGCGAUCCCUACUUGAUCGCUGAAUGGGUGAUGCAAAUAGCAGAUAAUAUGUAUUCUGUUAGUCUCUUCCUUUACAACCUCCAUGUCCGCACGGGCUGGAUAAAACCCGUAGGUGGAAUUUCGACCCGUAUCCGCCAAAUAUUUUACAUUUCCGCCGCCAAUUUUGUCUUUCCUGUCAUCUUCAACAUUGUACUAAUCAUCUCCGUCGCUAUUGAUCUGCCCGUUACUACCGGUGGGCUGCUAUGGUUGAUCAACGACUACGUUACCGUCAUGGGCUUAUUGUUCGCAACGGUCUGGUUCUCCGGAUCGGAGUGGGUUCAGACUCGCAACAUCGACUUGCGAAGGGCACAUGACACUGGCAGGAAGCGCCGGAGCGAAAUUGUGGUAGUUGGAAAGAGGUUUGCCACACCUGACACGUCAGACUUGGAUGCUGGACCCGUGACGGAUUGCAAGCCACUUGGCAUACUGAUGGGAGAGGAUAAAUACUGUACGGUGUGAUUCCGGACCCCCCUCAGGUGAAAAUCCCAUUACAGUUUUGUCGUAGUUAGUUUGUCUCCCUAUCGGUGUACUCACCUACAACACUUCUUGCGAUGGUGGGUUGUUACAUAUGUAUAUCGUGUGUUA